Molecule: messenger RNA, 859 nt
Organism: Racocetra persica
Lineage: Eukaryota; Fungi; Glomeromycota; Glomeromycetes; Diversisporales; Gigasporaceae
Source: the annotation of a GenBank genome assembly
AUGGAAGUAAUUAGAAAAGACUUAGUAAGCAAAACUUACUUUGAACUUAUCUAUUAUGCUGAGUUGUAUUCUUCGAACUAUGAAGAAGCACUAAAAGUCUUUAACAAGUUAUUAUAUGAGAACUCAGUACUUACCCAAGAAGAAAAGGAAUCUUGUCAAGAGAGAGUUUUAAGAAAUACCGAAAGAGAAAAAGAAUUAUUUAAAAGGGGUGAACCAAUAAAAUGCAAUAAUUGCAAUUUAACAAGAUAUUCAACACGUUAUUGUGAAAAUUGCAUUAUAAAAUAUUUAAAAAGUUUCUUUGGAACUUGGACGUCUGGAAGCAAAGUUAUUGAUGAAUUUAUAUGCGAAUGUCAGUCAAAUUCAGGACUCCCUCUACACAUUAUGGAAUGGAUCUCACCUGACCAAUUAGAAGAUAUAACGCCCCUUGUAAAGGGUGGAAUUUCUACAAUAUAUACCGCAACAUGGAAACGCGGAGCGAUAUUAGAUUUUAAUGAAAGCAAACGAGAAUUUGUUUAUAAUGGCCCUCAUAAGGUUGUGUUAAAAUCUUUAAACACUCCAGGCAAUCCUUAUGAGACGGUUUUUAGAGAGGCCAAAAAAUUUAUUCAAAUUAGAUCUGGUGACAUUGUUAAUGCGUAUGGCAUAACCAAAAUUAAAAUUCCUGGUGAAGUCUAUUUUUGGAGAAUCCCCAAAGAAGUAAGGGCAUUUGAUGAAAUUAACGGAAACAACUUACCUCUGAAAUCAGAGGUGACAGUUGGGAGUGCAUGGCACCUUUCAAGAAACCGAAUAAGAGGAGAGACGCCUCAUAACAGAAAGAAAAAUUUCACUGCAAGCAGAUUGGAUUUGGGAGUCCAGCUACGAA